Mollisia scopiformis is the source of this 1997-nucleotide messenger RNA. RefSeq names its product SIR2-domain-containing protein. The coding region runs from base 170 to 1681 and encodes 503 amino acids. Gene Ontology annotation, molecular function: NAD+ binding. The transcript has 2 exons. The record is from RefSeq and is a predicted model, not a curated record. Lineage: Eukaryota; Fungi; Ascomycota; Leotiomycetes; Helotiales; Mollisiaceae.
UCACCACUCAACGCUUGCCUCUUAUCCGCCAAAUCUAGUGCUACUCCGCGGCAUUUUCUUUUUCCGCUCCGAAAAAUAAUUCUAGCCAACUGGUCGCAACUCGCCUUCCUCUUACACUUCUUCAACUUCUCGCCAGGGAGAGACUUUGUCUCUUGUCAACCACAACACGAUGGAGGUCAGUCGACUAAGCUCUGGUCAAGCUGCGGUCAAGAUGCCUGCUUCUCAGGUAAUAGAUCUCGACGACUCCGAUACUGAGCCAAGCAUUCCCAUCGCGUUAGAUGCGAAACGUGUCGGUAUCAGUGGCGUCAACGGCAUCGAUCUACCAGAUGUUGAGGAGUCAGGUGAUGAAGAAGACGAAGACAGCGCGAACUGGGACGAAGUUGAGUCGCUUUUCGAAGAUACUUUAGAGGAGAUGGAUGAUCAGCAUCUCACGACUGCUGGUGGUCCCGAACACUGUACUUUGGAAGAAGCAAAUGCCUUCCGACAACAACUACGGACAAUUGGCCCAGAAGCCUUUUGCGCAAAAACAGUCGAAGCUGGCACAAUCACAGCGAAGAAGUUGCUGACUGCUUUUGGAUUGCGACCACCCCAUUUCCUCGAAGGAUCACCUGACGAUGCCUAUUACGGUCUCCUUAGUUUGGGCAUCAGUCGAGAAUUGUCAAAGAGGAUCAAGCUUCCUCAAUACAAUACCAUCGAUGACGCCGUCGAGCUCAUCAAGAAGUCAAGAAACAUCAUCGUUCUUACUGGUGCUGGUAUUUCGACUUCAUUGGGCAUUCCCGACUUCCGAUCCAAGGAUAUCGGUCUCUAUUCGAAGCUUGAACAUCUUGGUCUUAACGACCCUCAAGAGGUGUUCGAUAUCAAUAUCUUCAAAGAGGAUCCUUCGAUAUUCUACCAAGUCGCUCGAGAUAUCCUCCCCUCAACUGACCGAUUCACUCCUACGCACGCGUUCAUCGCCCUUCUCCAGGCAAAAGGCAAACUUCUCACCAACUACUCACAAAACAUCGACAACAUCGAAUCGGUAGCUGGUAUCCUCCCCGAAAAGCUCAUCCAAUGUCACGGCUCUUUCGCCACGGCCUCUUGUAUAGACUGCAAGUAUCAAACCGAAGGCGAAAAACUUUUCGACGAUAUUCGAGCCGGAAAAAUCCCGAUGUGUCCCAUGUGUAUCGAGAGGUUGAGGCGACUCAAGGUCCCGACCGCCAUGAAGAGGAAGCGCUCCUACAAUAGCCAGGACAAGAAGAGACGUAAGUCUGGCUACGAUGCCAUGGACGGCGAUACUUCUUCUGAAGACGAAUACGAUGAUCCCAAAAGCGGAGUAAUGAAGCCAGAUAUCACCUUCUUUGGCGAACCGCUCCCAGACCGCUUCUCUGAGCGCUUAACGAACCACGACAAAGACCUCGUCGACUUGGUCAUCGUCAUCGGCACUUCUCUCAAGGUGGCACCUGUCUCAGAAGUUGUUCCUUACCUCCCGACGCAUAUCCCGCAGAUGUACAUCUCCAGGACCCCCGUCUCACAUGUCAACUUUGAUGUCGACAUGCUUGGAGAUUGCGACGUCGUGGUGGCUGAGCUGUGUAAGCGCGCCGGAUGGGACCUCGAGCACGAGAUGAUUCCCGAAGAGCAGAAGGUGGACAUUAGGCUUGAAACCGGCUUCACAUCAAGGCACAUUUUUACGGUCAAAGAAUAGGCGUUUUCCUAUCUGUGCUGUCUUGGAAAGAGGGGUAAUAUGUACGAGAGCGAAUACGUAUUGGGGCUGUGAACUCGACGAGGAUGAGUUCAAGGACUAAGUGUACGGAAAGGACAAGACGUUAGAAUCGGGGCUGAGACUCUCGAGGCUUUAUUUUCCUUUGUUCGCGUUCUACAUCCAUCCAUCUUCCUUUCCCCGCAUCAUCUUUUCCGUCUGUCUGUCAAGGGAAGGCGUUCUACGGAGCGCUUUGUUAUUUGUUCCUCAUGCUUGCUUGCAAGGAGGAAAUUGGGAGCGUAGACCGCACAUUCAGAUCAGA